This is a messenger RNA of Rotaria sp. Silwood2, 990 nucleotides long. NCBI's taxonomy places the organism in Eukaryota, Metazoa, Rotifera, Eurotatoria, Philodinida, Philodinidae. The record is from the annotation of a GenBank genome assembly.
AUGUGUAUUAACUGGAAUCGGAGUGGCCUCAAGAGCUCUUCCUUUUUUUCUGGAUAUAAUGGUAUAGCUCAACCUGGUAGUAAUUCUUAUGGGGGUGUAGCUAUAUUAUAUAGUAGUAAAUUGAAAGUAAAAAUAGUAGAAAAGGAAAUAAAUUUUUUAGUUGUUGAAAUUGAUAUAGCUGGUGAAUUAGUAAAAAUAGGAGCCAUCUAUGUUCCUCCUCUAUCUUAUCUACCUUUUCAUCUUUGUGAAAAAUAUAUAAAUCAAGCGUUUAUUUUCUUUGGUGAUUAUAAUGCCAAGCAUACCGAUUGGAACUGUCCUAAAAAUAAUCCGAGUGGGAAUCAAUUAUUUAAGUGGCUUGAGCGCUCUGGAGUUGGAGUUGUCUAUCCUAAUAAGUCAACAUCACGAAAAUCUGAAGCAGUAAUUGACUUUGGUAUAACAAAUGAUGCUAAUGAUUGGCAAUGUAGAUUUAUACAGACGAAACUUGAAAAUCGUUUGGAUUGGAUGACAGUAAAUCAAAAUAUUUGGAAAUAUACUAAACCUAUUUUUCAUAAAUUUUCACCCCUAUUUCGUGGUUUAACAACGGACGACAAUGUGAAAGAAACGAAUCCCAAAAAAGUGAUUGAUAUGUUGGCAAAUUAUUAUGAGAAACAUUUCGAAGUACCUAGUUAUGAUAAGACUAAUCCCGAACAUGUACAUGCAAUAAAUACAUAUCAGGAAAUAGCGAAUUUACCUAAUGCACCUCUCGAACAAAUUAAAUAUGAAGAAGUACUAAGAGAAUGGAAUAAAUUCCGUCCAAAAAAAUCUACCGACAGCGCAAAUACAUCAGCAUUUUUACUUAAAAAAUUACCACUUCAAUUUAUUUCUAUCGUGACUUAUUUAUUUAAUAAAUGUGCAGAAGGAGGAAUGUUUUUUAAAAUGGCUAAACAUGCAAAAGUCAUCUGUUUAUCCAAAGAUGGUUUAUACCCUACAUUGGGUUGUGAACAUCAAUAA